Molecule: messenger RNA, 2423 nt
Organism: Humulus lupulus (European hop)
Lineage: Eukaryota; Viridiplantae; Streptophyta; Magnoliopsida; Rosales; Cannabaceae
Exons: 14
Coding region: 39-2081 (680 amino acids)
Molecular function (GO): asparagine synthase (glutamine-hydrolyzing) activity
Source: RefSeq, a predicted model, not a curated record
CACUGCAGCAAAAGUAGUCGAGAGAGAGACCAGUCGAGAUGUGUGGAAUCGCUUUGAUUAUUUUGGGCGUUCGGCUUGACCUUUCCUCCCCCAUUGACGAUUCCACACCUCACUCUCUUAACUCUCACCAGCAACUGGUUUUUGAUAUUGAUGAUCUUGAAGCUGCUUUACGUAGGAGAGGACCUGAUAGCUUAGGCACCCGGAAGCUCUUUCUUCAACCAAGGAUUUCGUCCUCGGAAAACCCUGAAAUCGUAUCUUUUAUUGAGGGACAAGAGCAGUGUGGUGACGACGAAAGCUUUAGCUUCGCUUUGGCUAAUGAACGAACGGAUAAGCUGCAAAAUGGGUUCACAGUGGUGCACGAUUCUUUUGCAGAGUUACACUUCUUUGGUGCCACUUUGCAACUCAGGGGAAUAAGUCCCAUCGUUCAGCCCUUGAUAGAUUCAUCAGGAAAUGUCCUCGUUUUCAACGGUGAGAUAUUUGGUGGAGUACACAUUGGUAGCGACGAGAAUGACGCGGAAGUUCUAAUGCGAGCUUUGGAGAAAUGCUGCUCCUGCAAUACCCAUUUGGAUAAAAAAGUAUGCCAUUGUGAUCAAAGGGGGAAAUCUUCUGUCAUACAUGUUCUAUCGACAAUUAGGGGACCUUGGGCUGUUAUCUAUUGGCAGGAUAGUUCUAGAACUCUGUGGUUUGGUCGAGAUGCAUUUGGUAGACGAAGUCUGCUUGUUCACUGGCCGACAGUGGAGGAUUCUCGGUUUAUGCUUUCUUCUGUGUCACCCAUAUCUUCUGCUGAAAAGAAUUCUGCUCAACUAGAGAAUUGUAAUAAAUUCGCUGCAGAUUUAGACAUUGACCAUGGGACUACUAGUCAUAGAUUCUGGGAAGAACUUCCAUGUGGUAUCUAUAGCCUGAAUGUAGAUGCUUCAAAUAUUGAUGGGUGUUUGGUUGCUCAAGUAAAAAAGCAUGAAUGGACUGAUGCACUACUAGAGCAGUUGAUACAAUGGGAGAGAAUGUAUGUUGAACCCGUACUUGUGGAGGUACAUACUUCUCGUUGUAAGAUUGUUGUGGCGCAAGAUAGCACACAGUCAGCUCACUCUAAUAUAUUGCCGCCUGAAUUAGGACCUAUACAAGCUUCAAUUUCGGUUCCAGCAGCGACUGUGCUUUGUUCUUUAAGAGAAUCAGUUAGGCGACGCUCUUCUUUGCAUACAAUAUUUCAGGCAGAUACUUGUGGUGUGGAAACGCAACUCAUUCCAGUGGCUGUUCUCUUCUCUGGUGGAUUAGAUUCCAUGAUACUUGCAGCAUUGUUGAAUGAGUGCUUAGAUCCUAGAUAUGAGAUUGACUUACUUAAUGUGAGUUUUGAUGGGGAGUCUGCCCCUGAUAGGGUUUCUGCUAAGGCCGGGGUAACUGAAUUAAGAAGAAUUGCACCUUCAAGAAAGUGGAAACUUGUCGAGAUCGAUUCUGAUUUGUCAACCUUGACCUUCGAAACAAAGCAUGUUAUGUCUCUCAUAAGUCCUUCAAACACAUACAUGGAUCUGAAUAUAGGAAUAGCUUUAUGGCUAGCAGCUGGUGGUGAUGGAUGGGUGUAUGAGAAUUAUGAACUUGUUAGAUACAGGUCAAAAGCUAGGAUUCUCCUAGUUGGUUCAGGUGCGGAUGAGCAAUGUGCUGGCUAUGGAAGGCACAGGACAAAAUAUAGAAAUGCAAGUUGGCUUGGACUGAAUGAGGAAAUGAAGUUGGAUAUGCAGAGAAUUUGGAAAAGAAACCUAGGAAGAGACGAUAGAUGUAUUGCUGAUAAUGGGAAGGAGGCGAGAUUUCCCUUCUUGGAUGAAGAUGUUAUAAAAGUUUUACUGGAUAUCCCUCUAUGGGAAGUUACUGACCUUAAUCAACCUAGCGGAGUUGGUGAUAAGAAGAUUUUGAGAGAGGUUGCAAAACUGCUUGGAUUACACGAAGCUGCAUCUCUGCCUAAAAGAGCUAUUCAGUUUGGUACAAGAAUUGCAAGGGAAUCAAAUCGAAAAAACUUUGGAAGUAACCGCGCAGCAAAUCAAGCAUCUGCUGGUAGUGUAGUGAUUCAUGCGAAAUCGAUCUUGAAUUAAUUGCAUACUAUGGCGAAUCAAAUUCAACAGAUUCCUUUCCUCUUCCCUUCAUCAAUUUGCCCAAUUGGGCAAUGUUUGUUACGCGGGUUUGAUGACGGGUGGCGAGGACAGUGGCAAUGAGCCAGUACGAAGUAAUUUGUUUGCCAAAGUGGGUGACCUGCAGCUGCUUGUAUGAACCUAGUCUUAAAAACAUUCAAGCUUUUUGAUCCUGUGUUGAUGGCAAAGUUUGUUUGCCACCACAAGCUAGACUAAUGACUAAGCGAUUUACAUUAGUGUCAAUAGACAUUGUACUCGUUCAAUUAAAAUUUUAUAUCAAACGGAUAUUUGCAAUUUUUGACAUUA